AUGGCGAAAAAAUCACUAUCUGACGAGAUAUCCAGUCUCUUUACUCGCAAGAGCGACUAUGACAUUGAAGAUUUGGACUCGGGCAGACAGGACCGGGACAUUUUCCAGCAUCAGGAGGGCGAACAAGAUGACGAGUCUGAAACUUUGGAGUCCGAUGAGGAGUCGAAAAAACAGCAUUAUGUCUCGUCUUCAAAGUCUAAAUUGCGGACCCGGGAAGGGGUGAGUCUAGGUAAAAGAUAUACGGGAGACGUUGUAUCGAGAAAAGACUUGUAUGACCAGCCAGGUGCAGAGGAAGACAAAGACGAUGGCGAGGACGAGGAGGAUGAAAACGAGAACGAGGAGUUGGAGCCACAAGAGUUUUCUGACGCCCCUGACGGAACCAGUGAGUCCCCACUGGAACCAGAAGACGAUGAUGAAGAGGCAGGCUAUAGCGCAGGGGAGCUGCCGAACCAAUCCAGUGCCUCACAUCACAAGAAAACGCUCAUCAAACAGCUAAUGGAAAAAGAACGCUCCCACAUUGUCAAGAGAUUAUCCCAAUCGGCAAUCGACGACUCAUUAAAAGGGUACGCCGUCCAAAAACAACACAAGACAUAUGACAAAAUCGUCGAUAUUAGAAUCAAGUUUCAGAAAUCGGUCAAUGCUGCUAACAAGUUGCCCUACAACGCAAACUCGUACCAAGACCACAAGUCAGAUGCAUCUGACGAAUUGGUCCAAGAUGCAAAGUCGCAAUUGUAUAACGUAUUGCAAAGCAUUUUCAAACUUCGAUCGCAAUUGGAACAAACUCCAAUCAAACCACCAUCAAGUAAGAAAAGAACACUCAAGGAGUACUCCUUAGCGACAGGCAUUGCCGAUGAGAGAUUACAGAGCCAACGUUCAAACAUCCUAAACAAAUGGUCAACCAAGUUGCAAAACUCAUCAGGAAGUAGCGCAAUCAAUGCUGGGAAAUUCAAAACUAUCAACCAGUCAUUUGAACAACAAGUCAAGAACAAUUUGUCUGAUAUGGAUAGGUUAGUGAAAAGAACCAAAUUGAAUAGAAAACAGAUUAGCCCCCUUGGUUACACCGAGUCUCAAGAAACCAAUACGACCCCACCACUAGCAGAGUCGGAUAUCCCCGUGGAGACCACCCGCAAGACGAAAACGCAAGGACAAGAAAUUGAACAUAUUUUCGACGAUGAAGACUUUUACCGUGUCUUGCUCAAUGACUUAGUCGAUAGGAAAGUUCAAUCUUCGGAUCCAACUUCAAACACAAACAUCACCUUGGUCAAAUCUGCUCAAAAGGUCAACAAGUUGUCGAAUAAUGUCGAUACCAAGGCAUCUAAAGGUAGGAAAUUGAGAUUCCAUGUCCAAGACCAGAUUGCCAAUUUCGAAUCGUCCACCGGUGGCUGGAAAUGGAACGAUGACCAAAUAGACGAGUUUUUCGCUUCAUUGUUGGGUCAAAAAGUCAACAUGAAUGAAGAGGAGAACACCGAGGCUGAAGAUGGAGAUGAACAGGACUUGAUUGUGGACGACGGCUUACGACUCUUUGGACACGUUUAA
Molecule: messenger RNA, 1536 nt
Organism: Lodderomyces beijingensis
Lineage: Eukaryota; Fungi; Ascomycota; Pichiomycetes; Serinales; Debaryomycetaceae
Source: the annotation of a GenBank genome assembly